Molecule: messenger RNA, 3352 nt
Organism: Brassica rapa (field mustard)
Lineage: Eukaryota; Viridiplantae; Streptophyta; Magnoliopsida; Brassicales; Brassicaceae
Biological process (GO): proteolysis
Molecular function (GO): cysteine-type peptidase activity
Source: RefSeq, a predicted model, not a curated record
CUAUGAACCAUCUUCACUCUUUCACUCUCUUCAUUUUCAUUCUUCAGGUUUGAUAUGGACGAGUUAGAGCUUCCAAGUAGAUUGUUUGAGACAGGGUAUGAACCGACCGGCAAGAAAAGAGUUAACAACUACUUCAACCUCCGUUGGAUUGAAGUCAUAAAGAGUGCAUUAGAGGAUGAGGAUCUCACGAUGUUGAAUGCGUCACAGUUUGGCCAGGUACUGAAGAUGGGGUCCCAUACCUUCUCGGUUAUGUUUCUUCACUACCUUCUUUCACGACAGUUGAUCACUGAGAAGGACUUCGAACUGUGGUGGCUUUUCGUGGGGAAACCAAUUCGUUAUGCUAUUCAAGACUUCGCACUCGUAACUGGCCUCAAUUGUGGCCAAAUAGUGGACGCUCACCAUCAGGCGAAGGGUAAAGGUGCGCGUGGUAAGGGAACCGGAAAAUCCACAUCGUCGAGUGCGUCUCAAACAACAUGGGAUGUUCUGUUUGGAAAGGAGGAUAAGCCCACCACCAGCUGGAUAAUUGACCGCCUUGUGAAGGGAAAGAAAUACAAGGAUCCGUUAACUCGUCUCCGCUUGGCCUUGUUGGUGCUGGUCGAAGGUAUUUUGUGCCCCACAUGUGGCACAACGAACAUCAGACCCGAGGUUGUGCGGAAGCUGGAUAAUCUGGAUGAGUUCCUAAACUAUCCAUGGGGGCGUGAGUCAUUUCUCCUCACUGUGCGCAGUACAAAAUCUCGUCGUCCCAGUCAUUAUGUGUUACAGGACACAAUGGCCAUCCAAGGUUUCUCGCAUGCCAUGGUUCUUGUUACUGUUGCUGCUUGUCCCUCGAUACUACUUAAGCCCGGAGCAGUUAUCCCCCUGGAUGAUGAGUCUAAAAGCAGUGAAGAUAUUGUUAACGAGUUGCUUGAUAGGAAGUUCAGCGUGAACGUCGUCUCAGCCAAAGCUGUCGACCAAAAGGGCCAGGCUUUUGUGCGAUCACUUAUUAGAUCAGACGAAGCUGGUGAGGAGUUGUAUCGUGGAUUGGGAGACAACGAAGACGAAGCUGUUGAUCACCUGGUUGCAUUAGCUCGUGAUGAUUACCCAUUUGAACACAACACAUGGGCAGGUGGUGUGAGAGCAGAUGAUGUGAAGGCGAAUAAGGGCCAGGCUCUCCCAAGUGAGUCGAGUGAUGAGGAGGAACUUGAAGAAACUGAUAGAGAAUAUAGGCAGCCAGGAGGUGGUGACGAUGUCGUCCACUCUGGAGAAGGAAGAGGCCAACCAAGUAUGAGGGAGGGUGAGGCGCGUAUUGGUGGUCGGCCUACUUCCGCUGGUGUUGGAGAUUUGGUUAGACAAGCGGCUGAGGCGUUUGAAGCACAACUUUUACCUAUGUUUGAGGGCUACAUGGUCAGUAUGAAAGACCACAUUUCCAAAGAACUGAGCAAGCUGAUGACCGAAGUAGCUUCCGCCAAUUCUUCUAUUGCUGCGGUGGAAACUUUUGUUAAGACUGAGUUGGCCACUCUGCGCAAUGGAACCGCCGGAGUUGACAUGUACGGUGGAGACCUGUUUAGUGGGUACAGCCCUGCGAUGCGGUCACCCUCCCAUGGACCUUCUUCUCCCUCCCGCCAGAGAAAUAAGGGUACUGCUGACACCAGAGUUGAUGCAGAAGAUUCGCCACAAAUUGAUGAAGUUGAUGGGAAUGCAGCUAUUGGGAAGAAGUCAUGCCCAUCUGAGAUGGCACCUGGUGAUCCUAAAAGUGACCCUCCUGAGUCAUUGAUUGAGGAGAUUGUUACUGGUGCUAUGCCCACAUCAUCCUCCGGAGUGGAUGCCUUCCUCGAUGUUAGUGAGCCAUCUUCGUCCAUUCCAGCUACUGAUGGAGGCAAUGCGGUGGUUAGUGCAUCAGCGGAAGCCGGAACGACCUUUCUCCAACCGCCUGUUUCUUCUUUGGUUACUUUGGAGACCGACAACCCUCUGUCUGACACACCACCCGCUGCAUCAUCAUCUGUUGUUGAGGUUCCAUCAGAUGUAUCACACACAAACACAAAAGCAGCUCCCGGCUCCACUGUCGAUGCCAUCCCUACUGAAUUGCCUGUCUUACCAUCCACCAUUCAUGAGGUUCAGACGGAUGUAUCAGACACAGUUAGCGGACCAUCUGCUGCUUCCAUUGUGGAAAUAGUACCUACUCAAUCGCCUACUAUUGAACCCAAGCUCCAUGAUGUAGAGGAUGAUGUCGAAGGGUCUGUAGCGACCGAAAAGGAUGAAGUCCUCACUAAAAAGACAACGUCAAAGCCAAGAAAGGCUGGUCGUGCGGUGAAGCUCACAACCGUUGUACCAACUCAGGUCUGCAGACGGUAUAGCAAACGGGAGCAUCGCAGUCCAGACAGAUACACGCCGUCUGAAGGACCCGAAAAGCAAGAACCUGGCAAACGUGCUCGUCGUGGUGCAAAGGAGAAGCAGAAUGUGGUUGCAUCCGUUGCUGAGCCAAGUAUUCCAAUUAAGGAAACAACUUCUCUCAUCGGGGGUUUUACACCAUUCCUCCCACCUAAUCCUGUUAAGCGAGCUACAUUCCUCGAGGCUAUGAAGGAUGCCAAGACACAAUCCGCUGCCAAAGAUUCUGCUUUUGACGUUCACACUCUAAUGCCUCUUUUUGACUCCAGCCGGGUUGCUUCUGAGAAGGCAAUCGAUUGUGUGGUCGCCUUCAUACGCAAGCGCAGGGAUGGUCUGCCACGAUCUAGAUUUGAUUUCAUCGAGGCUUCAUUUUUUUCUGACCUCCUGACUAACUUCGGUGAGUUUCAAGCUUGUUCAGCAAAGGAGGCUUUCUCAUUCUCUCCGUCUUUGAAGAAACAAUUUACCGACCGCCCGCAGUGGUUCACCCAAGUUGAUAUUCUCCACAUACCAGUGCUAAUGAACAAAAGGCAGUGGGUUGGCAUUAUUGUCGACUUGAAUAUGUGGGCCAUGUCUGUUGUUGAAGCCAACCCCGGUUGUCCAUCUGAGUUUGAAUUCACUUAUUUACUAACCGCGGCAUCUAUUCUGUUCCCGCACCUGAUCGGUCGGUAUUGUAUGACCAACCAUGCGCAAAAACGCAAUUUCGAGCCCAUGACUUUCUCCAGGUUGGAUAUGCCUUGUGUUGUAGAGCACCCAGGUUGUUCGGCGGCGGUGGCGCUUAUGUUAUUAGAGCUGCACGCCGUUGGCAAGGAUGUGACUGUUCUGAAAUUUACUGAAGAACAAGUACGGACAGCUGGAGAGAAUUACGCCGUCGAUGCACUGCACCUGUGUCAGGGCGUGCCAAUUCCUUUUACUCAGUAGAGGCUACUAUCUGUUUUUAAUGUGUCAUGUUUUCUGCUACUACUUUUCCUUCUCCCUUAAGCAACAUUGA